This is a messenger RNA of Aspergillus chevalieri, 927 nucleotides long. RefSeq lists its product as uncharacterized. The record is from RefSeq and is a predicted model, not a curated record. The transcript is spliced from 2 exons. NCBI's taxonomy places the organism in Eukaryota, Fungi, Ascomycota, Eurotiomycetes, Eurotiales, Aspergillaceae. Bases 1 to 927 code for a protein of 308 amino acids.
AUGACCAGAAAACCUGGAAUCCCAGGCCCCAAACCUGGUGCGAAUCCAGGCAAAAAGCGAAAGCAGGACAAAGACCUGUCUAAGAAUCCCCACACUAUGCGAGGCCGUGAACUACUGGCAAGCAAGAGUGACAGUGAAAAGGCUGUGAUACGUCGGAAGAAUAAUGAUAGGGCAGCCUUUGUCAGUGCCCGUCUGAAACUCCGGGCGAGUACUAGCUGGCAGGAAGCAACUAUGGAAGAACAGGAAAUAUUAGAAAUUUCACUGAAAGAUCAAGUGAUGAGGGAACGAUAUGAAAAGGGCCAGUCAGCCCAAUUUUUCUUGGAUCAGCUGGAAGGAGAGAGCAUUGACAGUAGUGUCUGGGAGACUGUGGAUUUUGAAAAUGAUACAGAAUUGUGUUAUCAUGCACAGCUGGAUGAUAUUGCUUCUCAUGAGACCAUUCCGACCACUGAGACUGCCAAGGAAGCUGAAGCGGCACAAUCAUCAGCUACAGGACAGCUGAUAAAAACUCUGCAUACCAUCACUUGGGGUCACUUUCGACUCUCCCUUCUACGCAGUCUGGCCAGUCUUGACAUGAAAUUGAAGAUUCUUGGAAAGAUGGAGUCAUGCCAUGACCCUCUCUACUAUAAUGGCAUACCAUUCUGUCUCAAGAGCAUUCUCCCAGAGAAGGUCUUCUUGAAAGAGGAACGCGCUGCAUGGUCAAUAAUGAGUAGUAUCAGUUCCAAUCCAUGGGCAACUCUCCCUGGCCCAGCUGAUUGGUGGGAGGGAUACUCUUGCCAGUCAUUGGCAAAGUUCUGGGGAUUUGCAUCUAAAGAAGAGGCAAAGGCACUCUAUCGACUUGGAAUCUACAUUAUACAAAACAAGGAGGCACCAGAAAAUGCAGGAGGGCUUAUCGAUGAGGUAAUGGGGCUACUAGAGCUUUUGCCUUGA